UAUAAAAUGCACGGCCCGCCACUGGGGUGUGUGUGUGUGUGUGUGUGUGUGUGUGUGUGUGUGUGCGCUCGCGCGCGCCGUAUUAUUGAGAACAGAAAACUAAAGACUUUUGUAUUUAUCCGUUUUCUGCAUCCUUCUUUUUAUUCCACAAAUACUUGUUUUUUCUAUUCUGUCUUAUUUAUUUUUGCCCUGAAUAAUCUACAAAUUAAUAAUGAAUUGAAUCGCAAGACGUGUUGCACGACAGAGCACCAUUGUGUUGCAGUUUCUCACUUCUUUAACUAUUUCAGGAAGUGGGGCAGUGUCACCAAAAUCAGGAAACCGAGUGUUGCUAUUAAUACAGCUGAGCAAAGGGCUGCAGUACAGCUGGUGAGAGCUAAUGUAGCCUCAGUUGAAGGGGACGGGAGCUCUAGUGAACUUUAGAAACCAAAAAAAGGACAUAUUUGGGCAAACGAUGCCUUUUCUGGGGUGAUUUUGUGCACUUUUGCGGCUUCGCGACCAUGGAGGAACCCCACUCAAGCGUUAGAUCAGGUAAAUACGACAUAUCUUCUACAGUGUAACUGUCUUUUUACUCAGUUUCAGGUCGUGAAAAUGUCUUAUUUUACCCAAUAUGGAUUAGUCUUAAAGAAUGUUUUAUCUUUUUCUUUGGAAAUAUGUUUUUAUUUCAUUGAACUUCCAUCAACAACUCUUCUCUGAGCUCAUAAAAGUAAAAAGAGGAAGCAAGCGUCUCAGCCUUCCUGUGUGGUUAAAUGAAUAUGAAGGUUAUUUUAUGGUACGGUCCACUCUCUCAGCCCUGUCACCAGUGGAGAGCUGUGAAGAAGGGGAAAUAUCCGCGUUGGGUUUCUGUCCCCGUCGUCGUGUACAGCGGUGAACUUGACCUGAUGAAACACUGUAAUGAGUCAGACUAAAUUACUCUGACCGGUGUUGACACAGCAUCGUGUUUGCACAACUCCUUGCUGGCUCGCCGCUGGUCUAUCAAACACGUCGGACAUUCACUCUCCGACCACAGUCACCUUGACAUUUCACACACCUGGACAGCUGGUAUGUUGUGAAGCAUUUCCACAGCAAACAUUACCUACUUACCUACUGCAACACGGAGGCCGACACAUUUAAUACAACAUGGCGGGUGUCGUGUCGUUAGCGUAAUGUUUGAACUGAUUGUGAUUCAUUUCACGUGGUUAGGCAUGAACAGCAGUGUUUAAGGAACUAAUGAGUAAUAUUUUCCAGUUUUAUUGCUUUGGUGGGGCAAAGCUGAAUGCACGCACUGUACACACUAAUCGCGCUAUAUUCUGCUUUUCAGCUGAACCUGAAUCACCUUCAGCGCACGAGCUGUUAAUUCUGCACGCAGCCGAGGCAGCGGAAUGGGCGACGUACUUGCAGCAGAUCUUGAAAUCCUCCAGAAAGUUCCGCAAGAGGUCCGUUGUGCUGUACGCGGUCGACCCGGCCGAUCAGCUCCUCGGACAUGACUUUGACUGUUUCCAGAGCUGCGAGUGCGUCGUGCUGCUCCUCACUGGGGUGAUCCUGGACAUGCUCUGUGACCCUGAACUGCAGGCGGCGCUCCGGGGUCUCCUUCACCCUCCGCACAGAGUGGUGGCGCUGCUGUGCGGCGUGCCAGAGGACGACGUAACCACGGAGUGCCUCGAGGACUGGCCAAGCUGGAGGAAACUCUACGCCGACGACGAGCCUGCUCUCUACGUUUCCACCAUUCUGGAGUCCAUCACUGAUAGCAGACGAGUGGAGGCCGAACAUAAGAUCAAAGCUGUAGCUGCGGCAGAGGUGCACAUCACAGCAGCCUCUUUGACAGAAGAUCCCGCUACUGAUGAGACAGGGGUAGUGGUGUCAGACGAGCAGCAAGAACCCGUCCUGGAGGAUGGAGAACCCGUCCUGGAGGAUGGAGAACCCGUCCUGGAGGAUGGAGAACCCGUCCUGGAGGAUGGAGAACCCGUCCUGGAGGAUGGAGAACCAGCAAGCACACCGAACUCAACAGGCGAGGAACUUAGUACACCCACGCACCUCACCUGUCUCACCGUCCAGCCAAGCAGAGUUCUGUGCGGGGAGCGGGAGAAACUUUUUAUCAUUUUCACGCAUAAAGUAGAUGAUUGGUCGGUACCAGAGGUGGAGUUUUCAUUUGGAAAUGUAGCUGCAAAAAGGGUCCCAGGCACUGUGGAGAAUGACUACACUAUAAGUGUUACUGCACCUGAUAUGCCUGCUGGAGUGGUAUCACUCACCAUGUACUCUGACCAAUGCUGCGUCAGCCUGAGGCCGGUUACGUAUUACACCAACAUGGGGGAAGUCAGUCGGUAUCUUGAAGAUGCCGCCGAUCCUGUUAACUUCAUCUGCCAGGCCUUCAACUUGACGUCCAAUGCAACCGAAUCACUGGACAACAUGCUAACUGACUCGUUGAAAUCCAUGAUGCCCGCAACGGGUCUUCAGGUGUUUGGAAUCAGACAGAUUGAAGAAGACAAUAUGACGGCAUAUCAGCGUAACGAGGAGCUUCCCACGCUGCUCCACUUCGCUGCUAAGUACGGCCUGAAGAAGCUGACCACCAUUCUCCUUCAGUGUCCCGGGGCGCUGCAGGCUUACAGCGUGAUGAACAAGUCUGGAGACUACCCGAACACGCUGGCAGAGAAGAGCGGCUUCUUGGAUCUCAGACAGUUCAUGGACGAAUUUGUUGAGCCAGCAGACAUGCUCAAGUCUCACAUUGAGGACUCCAUCCACACAGAGGAAGGUGCAGAGGUGUACGAGUUGAUGACACCUAACUCUCAAGACAUGAUGAUGAAGUACUCGGGUUGCUCGGAGGACAUAUACGAGUCGAUGCUGGUGAUUGACCCUGAAUGUGCAGAGGACCUAUAUGAGGUGAUGAUCGCAGUAGACAAGAACCCAGAGGAAGCUAUGCUGAGGAAGUUCUUCCAAGCAAAACCACCUGCCAGUGUCAACCAGGACAACACUGACCACCUUAUAAGUGAGGAAGAGGAAAAGGGAAGUCAUACUGACUUUGAUGAAAUUGAAGAAGAGGAGGAUCCAUACAACCUCUGCCCAGAGGAUAUCUAUGAUACAGUGGAUGCAAACGGCAGCUUCAACCCAUUAAUCCUGAACCGCCCACCGGCCCCCAUCCCCAGACCCGAGUCCAUGGCGGAUCUUGAAAAGCCUCAGACCUACAUCUCCAGAGUAUUCUCAGAUAAAGCUGCGUCCCAGAGUACAGCGAUGGAAGCGGGAUGUCCUGCAGCUCAGCCUGCGGCGGCCCCCCUCUCUCCUACCUAUGACCCCUAUGCUGGGAUGAAGACCCCUGGACAGAGACAGCUCAUAUCUCUGCAGGAGAGGGUGAAGGUGGGGGAAAUUACCGUGGAUGAGGCCGUCCAAGAGUUCAAGACCUGGCAGUUUGACCAUGAGCGGAGAUCGAGCUCCAUACGCUAUCAGCAGGAAAAUCUGAAGCGAUUACGAGAUAGCAUCACCAGACGCCACAAAGAGAGAGAGAAGGCCGGAAAGGAGCUCGAUUAUGAGAUAAGUGCUCCACUGCAGAGGAACCUAUACUGGGGCCCCAAUGUGACGUUAGAGUGUUCUCUGUACAAGUCGACACCCAGAAUGGUGGCUCCUCUUCCUCCGGUGCCUCAGAGUAUCCAGCGAGGCAGCUGGAAGACAGGAAGCACGUCCAGCACGUCCAGUACUGAGAGCAACAGACUCAGCACCUUCAGCUACAGCAGCGGGACAGAGCCUGACUUUGAGGACAUGAUAGAUGCCCCUCCUCCACGUCCUCCACGGCCGUCUGUUGCUUCACCCAGGAUUCCUCCACGGGUCCCAGAAAGGGUUUCGGAGACGCAUGAGCGCUACAUAUCCUGCCCGACUCGAGCACUUCCCCAAAGACCCACCCAGAGACACACAAAUGCAGCCCCUCCCGUACCUCGACGCCUGCGCUGAUCGACACAUGGCUGCUGCUGCUGGGUUUAGUUUCUAAAGUUAUGAUUAUUUUAAGAGGGAUGGAGGAGUCAGCGAGACGGUGUGUUCCUCUGUAAACAACCAUCAGGAUAUGCAUCCAUACAUUGCUUUUAUAAAUUGUUAUGCAUCUUUCUGUGUGUGUGUGUGUGGGUGUGGGUGGGGGGGGGCAGGGCGGCUGAGUGUGAUAUUCAGUGUUGUGGUAUGUUUUUACUGUAAAAAAAAACAAUGCUUUACCUCUACAAACCAUGGGACAUUUAAAGAUUUUACUGUUGAAAAUUUAAGUUUAAUGUGUUGGAGAAAAGGGGAAAUAAUUGGUUUGGUAAUUGAAAUCUUAAUUAUGAUAUUUAAAUAUAGUUGGUAGUGGGUGUCCUGUUCACUGAGCCAAUGAUGUUCAGUUCACCAGAAACAAAAUAAUAUUCCUUUUUAUAAUUAUGCCAGUACUUAAUUACAUGUUGAUUUGACAUUAUAUUGUACUUAUUUUACCUCAAAUGAUGUCACCGUUAUGCUUCUUAAAUAACUUACAGUUUGGUUGUGAUAUUUGUAUAGCUUUCUAAACUUGGAGAAUUCAUACAUGGAUGAUAAAAUAACCUUUAGGAGGUCAGUUUUGUUGUACAUCAGACUUUUUCUAACUUCUGAAUUUCAUCAUGAAAUAUAAAAAAUGUGUUCCUUUUA
Molecule: messenger RNA, 4602 nt
Organism: Anarrhichthys ocellatus (wolf-eel)
Lineage: Eukaryota; Metazoa; Chordata; Actinopteri; Perciformes; Anarhichadidae
Gene: pik3ap1
Product: phosphoinositide-3-kinase adaptor protein 1
Exons: 16
Coding region: 1207-3912 (901 amino acids)
Cellular component (GO): cytosol
Molecular function (GO): phosphatidylinositol 3-kinase regulatory subunit binding; signaling receptor binding
Source: RefSeq, a predicted model, not a curated record